AACACACACACGAGAGAGAGAGAGAGAGAGAGAGAGAGAGAGAGAGAGAGAGAGAGAGAGAGGUGGAUAUUUGCGUAGAUGCUGUCCAAUUCGGGUCUCUCUGCAAAUUCCAUAUGCAGCGAUGCAGCAGGAGUUGCAGGAAACGUCUUCGCCCUCGUACUGUUCAUGUCCCCAAUACCGACAUUUCGAAGGAUUGUUCGUAACCGGUCCACCGAGCAGUUCUCGGGAUCGCCUUACCUAUACACGCUCUUGAAUUGCUUGAUAUGUCUGUGGUACGGCUUGCCACUCGUGUCGCCCGGCGUUAUAAUGAUCGCGACCGUCAAUGCGAUCGGGGUUGUUUUCCAGGCGUCCUACUUAAUCGUCUUCAUCGCGUAUGCCAGUAAAGCCAAGAAGCUGAAGAUGUUGGGACUAAGCAUAUCAGUACUUAUGCUCUUCCUAGCCGUGGUGUUCGUAAGCUUGCAGUUCCCCGAUUUGCGCUCGCGGCAGAUUUUCGUCGGGUACCUAAGUGUCGCUUCCAUUAUUUCCAUGUUCGUGUCGCCCCUCUUCAUCAUCAAGUUGGUGAUCAGGACGAGGAGCGUCGAGUACAUGCCUUUCUAUCUCUCUUUCUCGACCUCUCUGACGAGCCUCUCUUUCCUCGCUUACGGAUUGCUCAAAGCCGAUCCAUUCAUUUACUUUCCGAACGGAAUCGGGACGAUCCUGGGAAUAAGUCAGCUGGCAUUGUACUUCUCCUACAAGAGUGCAUCCACAGAGCAGCUGAGAGAGCCCCUGAUGAACUCGAGCGCCUGAGAAGAUCACAUGCGCAGCCAGGGACCGAUCUUUGUAUCGGUUUCGGUUCUCUUGUGUGGCUGAAGUUGUCCAAAUUCGAAAUCUGUAUCGAUCUAUCUCGUGGUGUUCGACGUUCUGUCGAUGCUCGAUAGUAUUUUCGGGAAGCAUUUUGA
This is a messenger RNA of Syzygium oleosum, 938 nucleotides long. Its product is annotated as bidirectional sugar transporter SWEET2a-like. Lineage: Eukaryota; Viridiplantae; Streptophyta; Magnoliopsida; Myrtales; Myrtaceae. Gene Ontology annotation, biological process: carbohydrate transport. Bases 79 to 786 code for a protein of 235 amino acids. The record is from RefSeq and is a predicted model, not a curated record. Gene Ontology annotation, molecular function: sugar transmembrane transporter activity. Gene Ontology annotation, cellular component: membrane. The transcript has 6 exons.